Molecule: messenger RNA, 3368 nt
Organism: Saimiri boliviensis boliviensis (Bolivian squirrel monkey)
Lineage: Eukaryota; Metazoa; Chordata; Mammalia; Primates; Cebidae
Gene: OLFML2A
Product: olfactomedin like 2A
Biological process (GO): signal transduction
Source: RefSeq, a predicted model, not a curated record
GCAGGCGGAGCGGGCGGUGGCGCUGAGCUCGCAGUGUGGCCCGAGCUUCCCAGCGUCCGUGCCCGCCGUCCCCGUGGCGCCAUGGCCGCGUCCGCCCUCCCGCCCCGGCCGCUGCUCCUGCUGCCGCUGCUGCCGCUGCUGCUGCUGAGCGCUCGCCCCGCACGCGCCGACAGUAAGGUGUUUGGGGACCUGGACCAGGUGAGGAUGACCUCGGAGGGCUCUGACUGCCGCUGCAAGUGCAUCAUGCGGCCCCUGAGCAAGGACGCGUGCAGCCGGGUGCGCAGCGGGCGGGCACGCGUGGAGGAUUUCUACACGGUGGAGACCGUGAGCUCGGGCACUGACUGCCGCUGCUCCUGUACUGCACCUCCCUCCUCGCUCAACCCCUGUGAGAACGAGUGGAAGAUGGAGAAACUCAAAAAACAGGCACCCGAGCUCCUCAAGCUGCAGUCCAUGGUGGAUCUCCUGGAGGGCACCCUGUACAGCAUGGACCUGAUGAAGGUGCACGCCUAUGUUCACAAGGUGGCCUCCCAGAUGAACACACUGGAAGAGAGCAUCAGGGCCAACCUGAGCCGGGAGAACGAGGUGGUGAAGGAGAGCGUGCGUCACCUCAGCGAGCAGUUGAGGCACUAUGAGAACCACUCUGCCAUCAUGCUGGGCAUCAAGAAGGAGCUGUCCCGCCUGGGCCUCCAACUGCUGCAGAAGGAUGCCCCCGCCGCCGCUGCCACCCCCAACACCCCUGCCACGGGCUCUGGUAGCAAGGCCCAGGACACAGCUGGAGGAAAAAGCAAGGAUAUCAGCAAGUAUGGCAGCGUGCAGAAGGGUGUCGCAGACAGAGGCCUCCCGAAACCGCCCAAGGAGAAGCUGCUGCAGGUGGAGAAGCUGAGGAAGGAGAGCAGCAAGGGCAGGUUCCUCCAGCCCACAGCCAAGCCCCGCGCCCUGGCCCAGCAGCAGGCUGUGAUCCGGGGCUUCACCUACUACAAGGCAGGCAGGCAGGAGGUCACCGAGGCAGUGGCAGACAACGCCCUUCAGGGCACUUCCUGGUUGGAGCAAGUGCCGCCCAAGGUAGAGGGCGAGCCCAACUCCGCAGAGCAGGACAAGGCUGAGCCCAGGUCCUCAGAGGGAGUAGACUUGGCUCCUGGCACUGCCACCUCAGUCCCUGCCACCACCACCGCCGCCGCCACGCCGACUCCCACCACCAAUCUCCUGCCUACUGAGCCACCUUCAGGUCCAGAAAUCUCCAGCCAAGGCAGAGAUGCGAGCUGUGAGGGCACCCUCCGGGCUGUGGACCCCCCCGUGAGGCACCACAGCUAUGGGCGCCACGAGGGAGCCUGGAUGAAGGACCCUGCAGCUCGAGACGACAGGAUCUAUGUCACCAACUACUACUAUGGAAACAGCCUGGUGGAGUUCCGCAACCUAGAAAACUUCAAGCAAGGCCGCUGGAGUAACAUGUACAAGCUGCCCUACAACUGGAUCGGCACGGGCCAUGUGGUGUACCAGGGCGCCUUCUACUACAACCGCGCCUUCACCAAGAACAUCAUCAAGUACGACCUGCGUCAGCGCUUUGUGGCCUCCUGGGCUCUGCUGCCCGAUGUGGUAUAUGAGGACACCACACCCUGGAAGUGGCGUGGCCACUCGGACAUUGACUUCGCCGUGGACGAGAGUGGCCUGUGGGUCAUCUACCCCGCUGUGGAUGACCGCGAUGAGGCCCAGCCUGAGGUGAUCGUGCUGAGCCGCUUGGACCCCAGCGACCUCUCGGUGCACCGGGAGACCACGUGGAAGACGCGGCUGCGGCGGAACUCCUACGGGAACUGCUUCCUGGUGUGCGGCAUCCUGUACGCGGUGGACACCUACAACCAGCAGGAAGGCCAGGUCGCCUACGCCUUCGACACGCACACAGGCACCGAUGCACGCCCCCAGCUGCCCUUCCUCAACGAGUACGCCUACACCACCCAGAUCGACUAUAACCCCAAGGAGCGUGUGCUGUACGCCUGGGACAAUGGCCAUCAGCUCACCUACACCCUCCACUUCGUCGUCUGAGUGGAGACCAGUGCCCCUUGGAGAGGGGCAGCAGUGUGGGAGGGGUUCCCCACACCAUCUCCUGCAACUGACCCAAUCCACAGAUAUUUAUUGGAGGCCAGCCCAGGGCUGGGACUGGGCAUGAGGUGGUCACCAGGUUGAGCUUCCUCAGCACCCAGUGGGUAAUACUUGCUUCCACUUGCAGAGCACUGUGCCAAGCACUUUCUGCUCACUUACCCAUUGAUUCUCCCAGCACCUCCUUGGAGGUAGAGAUCAUGAACCCAUUUAACAGAUGAGGAGACAGAGGCUCAGAGAGGCAUCAUCCCUUGCCUAACACCUCAGUUGUGAUCACGCAGGCUGUGCUGUCACGACAGCCCCAUUUUAAAGAUGAGGAGACUUCACCACGCCCUCCCCUCUCUGCCCUCCCCCAUCUCCCCUGGUCUCCCUUGUUCUCUAAACUCUGUCUCCCUUCCCAGGGCCACUCAGAACCAGAGGCCUUUGGGGCCAGGAUGCUGGUGUGGGGUGGGUGGAGGCCCCGGCUCUGCCUGCCAUCCCAGGGCCCUGUCCUGGCUGAGCUGUUGGUGGCCCUGGGCUUUGGGCUCCUUGGCCAGUGUCCUUGCCUCUUGCCUUUGGCCAGCCCACCCCACCCGCUGUCCGGCCGCAUUCCAAACCUCUACCGUCACCUAGCUGCUGAGCAGAAACCGCACCCCGAGAGAAAAUCCCAGCCUCUGUUCCAAGGCCCCUCUCUCUGCUCCAUGCUCAUUUUUAUUUUUUCUUACUCUUCAUCAGUGCCGUCAUUUGUUUCUGCAGCAGCAGCUGAGAAGGCAGCAGGCAGCUCUGCCAGGGUGGGGAGCUGAGCUGAGGCUCCCUCUCUACCCAGAAGCACUGGUGUUGGUCACAGAGUCAGGCCUUGAGUCCCUUCCCUGGUUCAUCCCAGAGCCUUUGGGCCUGGAGUCCACCUUGUCCUUUUUCUCUGGGCUUUCAAACCCACAACCUUUACACACUCAGGGAUACCUCCAGGUCUGCCAUGAAUAAGACCCUAGGCCCAGGGCUGUUGUGGUGCCAGGAUGGCACAGGUUCCCUCUUCCUUGCCAGCCUUGAUCUGGUCACUGGGCGGGCUGGCUUAGCAGCCUGGGGUCUACAGAAGACACGGUGUGAGGAGUUGGGUCCAGGGGAGGCAUCAGGCAUUCUUCCGGUUGCAGGAGAGAGGCAGAGGGCAGAAGUGGAGAGGGAAGAACUGGGGUCUGCAGACUGGGCUCAUCCUGGCUUCAGAGACGUUGUCGCUAGGGCUGCCCCAAGCGCAGGACUUCAGUUGAGGAUGCACAGCUAGGCCACCUUGCCCGGGGCCACUG